CUAACCAAGAGGUAGCUAACCAAGUGGCAACUAACCAAGUGGUAACAAACCAAGUGGUAGCUAACCAAAUGACAAUUAACCAAGCAGUAGCUAAUCAAUUGGUAGCUAACCAAGUGACAACUAACCAAGCGACAGAUAACGAACAACCACGAGCACAAGAUCUAUUAUGUGUCUUUGCUAGCUUUUUUGAAAAAUAUAAAAGUCUUGGUUUAUUAGAAUGUGAAAUGAAGGAAUCACAAAUUAUAUGGCAUGCAGAUAGUAAAAAACCAAGGGAUCGUCUUCAAUUGUAUCAUACCUUCUUUUCUGAAUUAGUUCAAAUUCAAAUGCAUUUAAGAAAUUUUUCUUUAUGCGAAAAGCAUUAUAAUCAAUUAAUUAUAUCUGAUUUUUUACAUCAAAUUCUUUUAAGUUCAAAUUUGCCUAGUAAUUUGCUUAGUAGUUUGCCCAGUAAUUUGCCUAAUAAUCGACGUAAGCAUGCUGAAACAGAAGCUAAAAUAAAUAUAUGUAAUAUUAUGCAAGCUAACAAACAAACUAAUGAGGUUGCUGUGCAAGCUAGUAAUAAAACUUACAAGAUUAAAGAUCUCAAAAAACAAUUAAAAUAUGCAUAUAACUAUGUAAUAGGAAGUUGGGAACGUGUUCAAGAAAUUAAUAAAAUAAAUAAAGAGUUAACUGAACAAAAUAAU
This is a messenger RNA of Racocetra fulgida, 680 nucleotides long. Lineage: Eukaryota; Fungi; Glomeromycota; Glomeromycetes; Diversisporales; Gigasporaceae. The record is from the annotation of a GenBank genome assembly.